CCCUGGUCGCGCGAGGCCUUUACGAGAGCAACAGCCAUUCGCACGCAUUCUUAACCGCUCGUGGCAUCCCUGUCCGGUGAAUUGCGCAACUAGCCAGGUCCCUGCAGCGCAUCAUUCGACCCACAGCUGCACUGCUCUUCACAAAAGCAAAAACCUUCAAAGCCCUCAGGCAAUCGCAUAAAUGGUUUACGCACGCGCAAGACCAGUGGGAAUGAUCGUCCUGGCUGUCGCGGUGGCGCUGCAGCCAGUGCGACGCCCUCACAUGCGCACACGCGUCAUCCGCGGCGCUCUGCCGAUGCGGCCCUCCCCGGAUUUGGAGCCAAUCGAGAUCGUGAACGCGUGCUUCGGCGGCCUCCGAACGCCGGACGAUCCCCUGCCCGACGCCGGCUACGAACGGCUGUUCUACUUUUGCACGUACACGUGUCGGAAGGCGAUCACGGCGCGGAUGGGCGCGGACUCGCUCGCGAACUUCACGAAGCAUACAGAACUUUCGCCGGCCGUGCAGCCAUUUACGCGCGCGGCUCGCAUACGCAUCGUCGACGAGCCGACGAUCAUUGCGGGCACGCCGACGCGCGGUCCGAUGGCUACCGUAGGUGUGGACGUAUUUAUUGCGCCGAGUAUCCGCCACGCGAGUGGCUACGAGAAGGAGUCGGACGCUCCUGAGGCGCUGCGAUUUGCCAUCCGGCUCCAGCAGGAGCGGCGACCUCCAAAAAAUUGGCUCAUCACGGAGAUUUUAGAUACGCGCUACGCGUUCGCGGGCGACACGGGCAACGACCUGCAAUAG
Pelagomonas calceolata is the source of this 784-nucleotide messenger RNA. The record is from the annotation of a GenBank genome assembly. Lineage: Eukaryota; Pelagophyceae; Pelagomonadales; Pelagomonadaceae.